Messenger RNA from Knipowitschia caucasica, 654 nucleotides. The record is from the annotation of a GenBank genome assembly. Lineage: Eukaryota; Metazoa; Chordata; Actinopteri; Gobiiformes; Gobiidae.
AUGGCCUCGGUCAUUCACGUGGACCAGAGUUACUGUGAGCCCAGGAGGCUCAUAGGGGAUAACGUCACCCUGGUCAGAGAUGUUGUGGACGUCUCCGGCUCAUUGGGAAUCAACCUGGGACUGAUUUCCAUUGACCAGGAAAAGGCGUUUGACCGGGUUGAACACCAGUACCUUCGGCAGACCAUGACUGCCUUUGGGUUCAGCCCUGGGUUCAUUGCCCACAUCCGGACUCUGUAUUGUGACAUCAUGAGUGUACUGAAGGUGAGGGGGAGGAGCAUCAUGCAGGGCUGCUCUUUGUCAGGGAUGCUCUACUCCCUCUCCAUCGAGCCCCUUCUGCAUGGGCUCAGAGCUGACCUACAGGGGGUGCCGGUAAACUGCUUUGGCCGAGUGUCCAGCUCUAAGGUCAACUGGAGCAAGAGCUCGGCCACUCUGUUACGAGAGGGUCUGAGGGGCCUCAGCCUGCCUGGGGGAUUAGUGAUGGUGGUGAGGUACUUCAGCCGCAGCAGGAGGAGGGGGCAGCUGCUCAACUUCCUCAUUGGUCAGGCUAAGAUGGCAGUCUAUGUGUGCAGGAGGAGGAUGGUCCAGGACCAGAGUGAGGUCAGUCCUGGAUGGUCCAGGCCAGACUCAGACUGGAGUUUGGGCUCUACAGGCUAA